Molecule: messenger RNA, 9431 nt
Organism: Poecile atricapillus (Black-capped chickadee)
Lineage: Eukaryota; Metazoa; Chordata; Aves; Passeriformes; Paridae
Gene: ZBTB34
Product: zinc finger and BTB domain containing 34
Exons: 3
Coding region: 3169-4668 (499 amino acids)
Biological process (GO): regulation of transcription by RNA polymerase II
Molecular function (GO): DNA-binding transcription factor activity, RNA polymerase II-specific; protein binding; RNA polymerase II cis-regulatory region sequence-specific DNA binding
Source: RefSeq, a predicted model, not a curated record
GAUACUUAUUUAUACUUUUUAUUCUUUACUAUUUGAAUAGUAAGAACUAUAAUACAGAUUCUUGGUACUGAACUACUGUGACUAGUGAUCACAAGCAGAAUUGUUUACCUCCUCAAAUGAAAUUGCUUGUGGAAAAAGGUAGGAAGCAUGUGAUUUGGAUCUUCUAAUGGUACUGCAGAACAUGGUACCAUGCAUGUCUGAAGUUGGGAUUUUUGCUGAAAAAGUGCUCAUUCAUGGAGAUAGAUGGAGGGAGGAGUGUGUAUAGUUCUAAGCGAUGCUGCCAGCUUUGCAGAUUGAGUAAAGGCAUCAGUUGUAAAGGUGACAACAGGAUUUUGGGGUUGAAGGCUUAAUGCAUCCAAUGCAAAAGCAAUUGCUUCUUAGUAAGCAAAAGCUUCUUAGUAGCUUACUGAAAAAUUAUAAGGAAAGAGCCUUUAGAGUGUACAUAGAAUAUAAUAGAAGGGUGAUAUCCAAGCACAGUGCUGUUCACAUGGGCAAAAAUGUUAAACAGCAUUAAAGACCUAAGCCUGUCUGGCCCCAGUUUCUGUAUUAGGCACUGCUGUGUGCAGGAUAAUGUACUGACACAGAUGCCCCUGUAUGGUGAAGCAAAACAACACAAAGAUUAUUAUACUUCAGAUUCUUUUUUGAACUCCCAGUUAUAAAUUGUCUUAACAGACAACUGAACUGUAUCCUGAAAAUGAAUGUCUGCUGCAAUCUUAGAGUUUUCUACUCAGUGAGCUGUAAUUACUGUAUUUUCUUUACUGGCAUUCUACUUACAAACUUUUUUUUUUUUUUAAAGAGGCUCUUAAUUAUUAAUCUUCUAAUGCUUCAAAUAUUUUUUCAUAUGGAAUUUUGUUAAAACAGAUGUUCCCAAGUACAGUGAACCCAUUGCUGGCAAUGGGCAUGAAUGAUCAGCAUCAGAGUUCCUGUUAUUAGCACUUAAUUAAACUUUACAGAUACCAUGGUGGCCAUGUUUAACCUUUGUGAUCAAGGUACUAAAACAGGGAUUUCACAGUUUGUUCACUAACACUGUAACCUGCUUAAUGUAUAGAAGCACUUUGUAUUUAAACAAAACAAAACAAAAAAUCAAUAAAACAAAAAAUAAAACAAGAACACCAACAAAAACCAAACAAACCAUAAAACUUUAUAAGUAUGUUUUUUAAACUUAGAAAUUAUAUUCCCUCUAUGGUUUGUUUACACACUCUUAACAGUCCUUUUUAAUACUAAAAGAUACUAUAAUGCUUGCCUGUUUACAUGAGGGUAAAGGAAAGGGGUCUUGCACUCGGUGGCCCUAUUUUUCCAUUCUCCAAGGCCUUACUACAUACAUGGAGUCAUUUCUGCAAGUACCAUCAUCACAUUUGAAGGAAGGCAUUAGAAUCAUAGAAUGGUUUGGGUUGGAAGGAGACUUUGAAGGUCAUCUGCUUCCAACCCCCCCUGCCAUAGGCAUGGACACCUUCAGCUAGGCCAGGUUGCUCAGAGCCCCAUCCAACCUGGCCUUGAACAUGUCCAGGAUGUUUAUUCUCAUACUCAUUUCAAGAAUGAUCUUGUAUAUUACAUUAGUUCUCAGUCCCUUUCCAAUUUUCACUUUAGUUUUGCAUAAAAAGGUUAAGGGUGCCUCUUCCCAUUUAACCAUAAAAAAGGCUGGACAGAAACACCAGUCUGAAAACUGGUCAAAAAAAAGUCAAACUCAGACCAUCCUACAGAGCUGCCAGCAAAACUGUUUCUUUUACCACCUUGGAAUGACUUUUAUAUGGGAUAUUUAAAGGUUUAACAUUACUUCUAUUUGCAGUUAGAUUACUUUGAAAUAAAGCUUUAAAAUCAAAUGUACUGCGAGAGACACUUUAAAGAUUUUAUAACAGGUUCAGUAGAUCGUAUUCUAGAACCAUGUCCUUUUUUAAUGACUUCGCAUGAAUAGUAACUUUUUAGUAUUUGCCUCUUGCUGUUUUACCCCACAUUAUGGCAUUGUCUUGAAAGUCCAACACAUAUUGCUCCACUGAUUUUGUAGCACUUGGCUUUCUGCUGUCAAUUUACACGAAACAAAUUGAUUGCAGGAAAAUAUUGAUCUGAUUGUCAUGAGAUCAGGUUGAGAGGAUUGAUGAUUUAAGGGCAGCUUGAGAUACAUAUCUAAAUUCCUUACUUUUGCAUGUCACAGGUGAAACAGUUGUCUUGUGGUGUUUUUCUUGAACUCAGUUUAUUGCCCUUUGUCAAACUUCUAAUCACCAUUUCAGGUACUGGGGGGGAAAGAUAAAAAAUUCCUUAAACCAUCUUCCUCAGGCUUAGCUUAAGUCUAACACCUCCCUGCCUUAGUAGUCUCAGUUUCCUUUGCUCUCACCCAGAGUUGUAUUCAGCUCCUGCCAUUUCCCUUAGUAAGGUGACAGGUCACACAGGAGGUUGGGCUCAUAUGUACACUUGAUUGUCUGAUGCUCUUCAUUUCUUAGUGGGUGUCCUCUGGUGCUCUGGGCUGGUCAGUGUCACUAUUCAUGGAGACACUGGGCCACAGUCCUUUCAGGGAUGUGUCUGUUCCAGCUUGGUUGUUCUGUGGACCUCCGUUCUUUCAGAGGUGUACCUGCUCUGGCAGGGCUUAGCUGUAGGCCAGAGUUCUCUUAGAAGUGAAUCUCCUCAGGCAGGGAGUGUGUCCUUCUAUGACUAUGUCUAUACAUGUUCUCAGUGACUUCUUCAGGUGUUUUCCCAAGAGCAGCUCUUCAUUUUCUCCACAUGUACCCAGGAGUAUCUUCUACAUGUGUCUCCCUGCACCUCUUGCUAGCAGCUGCCACUCUUCCUUAAUUAUGUUUAAGCAGAAGCAUUAUGUGCACCUCUGGUUGAAAUUUUGGCUUGCAAUGGAUUGUUCACAUCCAUUUUUUGUGCAGGCUGAACUUCUUUUGACUAGCACAGGGCAGCUCGCAACCUGUAGCCACGCGUCACCCCUGCAGUCCCUGCCACUGGUGGCCAGUUGAACAUAGCAAGCCAAGAUAUACAGAUGCAGCUUCUGUCAAGCUUCUGAUUUUUGCUAAUGGAGUGGUCUUGUUCGAGAAUGGUGAUCUCUGAAGUUACGAUAGAGAAUGUACGUGCUGAUAGGAAAAUUCCAGAAUACUCACUUCAUAGUAGCAGCUACUGCAUGUCCCAAAAGCCUCUUGGUGCAUUGGAAGUAGAUUACUCUUUACGUCUGUAGAAAUGGACAGCAGCAGUUUCAUUCAGUUUGAUGUGCCAGAGUACAGCAACACUGUUCUAAGCCAGUUAAACGAACUCCGCUUGCAAGGGAAACUCUGUGACAUAAUCGUGCACAUCCAGGGUCAGCCGUUCCGUGCCCAUAAAGCUGUCUUAGCGGCCAGUUCUCCGUAUUUCCGUGACCAUUCAGCAUUAAGCACCAUGAGUGGCCUGUCUAUAUCAGUUAUUAAAAACCCCAAUGUUUUUGAACAGUUGCUUUCUUUUUGUUACACUGGAAGGAUGUCCUUGCAACUGAAGGAUGUUGUCAGUUUUCUGACUGCAGCUAGCUUCCUACAGAUGCAGUGCGUCAUUGACAAGUGCACACAGAUACUGGAGAGUAUCCAUUCAAAGAUUAGUGUUGGUGAUGUUGAUUCUGUCACUGUUGGUGCCGAAGAAAAUUCAGAGAAUCGCAAUGGCGUUAAAGACAGCAGCUACUUUGCCAACCCUAUUGAGAUAUCUCCUCCCUAUUGCUCUCAGGUGCGACAGUCAACAGCAGGCAGUGAUCUUCGGAUGGAAUCUACUCCAGGCAAAACUCUGCGUAGUCGUCUGCAAGAAGAAGGGCAUUCAGACCGAGGGAGCAGUGGGAGUAUCUCUGAAUAUGAGAUUCAGAUUGAAGGUGAUCAUGAGCAAGGAGACCUGAUAGUAAGGGAAAGUCAGAUUGCAGAGGUGAAAGUUAAAAUGGAAAAAUCUGACAGGCCAAGCUGCUCUGAUAGCUCUUCCCUUGGUGAUGAUGGAUAUCACACUGAAAUGGUGGAUGGAGAGCAGGUGGUAGCAGUAAAUGUUGGUUCCUAUGGGUCUGUCUUACAACAUGUUUAUUCAUUUACCCAUGCCUCAUCACAGGCUACAGGUGUGUCAGAAACCUUUGGAAGCCUGAGCAAUACAAGUCCUUCAAGGUCAAUGCUGAGCUGUUUCAGGGGGGGCCGUGCACGCCAAAAACGAGUACCUACAGGUCACUUGCAUAGUGAUGUCCAGGGCUUGGUGCAAGGGGCUGACAGUGAAUCCAUGGUGAGUAAUCCAGGAUAUGAAAAUAGUCCACGGGAAAGAAAUGCAAGAGGUCAUUGGUAUCCGUACAAUGAGAGGCUAAUUUGUAUUUACUGUGGCAAAUCUUUCAACCAGAAGGGGAGCCUUGAUCGACACAUGCGAUUGCACAUGGGAAUAACUCCUUUUGUGUGCAAGUUUUGUGGGAAGAAAUAUACCCGUAAGGACCAACUUGAGUAUCAUAUUCGUGGUCACACAGAUGACAAACCCUUUCGCUGUGAGAUCUGUGGAAAAUGUUUUCCUUUCCAGGGUACACUAAACCAGCACUUGCGAAAAAAUCACCCAGGGGUUACAGAAGUGAGAAACAGGGUUGAGUCUCCUGACAGAACAGAAACAUUUGUGGAACAGAAAGUAGAUAAUGAUGCUUCAGCUUCUGAAGCCAUGGAUUCUAGUAUGGAAAUUCAUGCAAUGUCUAACACAUCAGAUUAAAAUCUUACAUCUAAGUGAAACACAGAAAAGCACAUUACUAAUGUAUUUUUAAAGUAUUUUAUUCUUUCAGUAAUCUUCAAUUACUGUGUACAAGUGUAAUAACCUUUUAAUUUUCCUGACCUUCUGGAAAUCAGUUAGAAAUGGUUUCUGGAGAAGACUUCAGAAGUAUUUUGUUUUUUAAGGAGGAUGAAUUGUUUGUGGUUUGUUUUUGAAUAUUUGAAGAUGCUCAGAAUAUAAAGACAGUGUACUGAGGAAAGGCUAGGAAGAGUCUGCUGAAGUGUCCCUGCUGACUGAUCUGGUGAGACACAAAUGCCAAUGGAGAAAACUAGAGUAAGAUUGGCAGCUCUACUGAAUGCUCAAAGAAGCUGUAAUUUCCAUUUAUUUCUUAAGUCCUGUUACCGGUAAUGAGUUAAACAGCAGUGGAAGAGAGAAUAUUACGGCUUUGAUUCCUCUCCUGUCACAGUGAAAUCUGUUCACUCUUACUAACUGGUUUUGGUAGUGAGUCUGUUUAUAUAUAUAAAUUUGCUUUAUAUAUAUAAAAUGCUUUCACUUUCCCUGUUCUGGUUGAGGUGAAUGUAAAAGUAUGUCAAGGCUUAUACCAUAUGCCACUCUGUCAACUGUUAGGACUCCUCUCUGCUUAGGGUUUAGAACUUCAGACUUUGGGAGGAUGGUUUUGGUUUUAAACCUGUUGUUUGGUUUUCAUUUUAUUAAAACUAUUACUUUGUGUGCAAAAGUGAGCAAAGUGAAUUACCUUGUUUUAAUAGCUUUGCUUUAUAACAUAUGUAAACCAAAUGCCAUAAACCUAUUAAACUAUGGUUAAAUUGUUUAAAAGUUUUGUUAGUUGUCUAGAAUGCAAGCUGGACAACCUGUGGUGCUGACCUUUUUAUAUAUAUAGAGAUAGAUAUAUCUAUAUAUAUACAGAUACAUAGACACACACACACACACACACACACACACACACACAUAUAUAUAUAUAUAUAUAAAAAAUAAUAGCAAACCUAAAAGUAGCAUUGUGGUCUAAAACGUGUUUUUACUGGCCUCAGAAUCUACCUUCAUUUCGUACUGUAGAACCAUACCAGGUAAUUAAACUUAACUUCAUCACUCUUCAUGGUUGGUUAAAACAUGAGAGAGAUGUAGUUUAAACCACAGUAUUUCCAAGCAGUAUUUUAAUAGAUCUCUUCACAGAGAGCUGUUUUCAGGUGCACGUUGACUUCCUACUUAAAUCUCCAAGUGAUCUGCCAGCACUUGGAAUUUGUACUUUUUUUUGUACAGAAAGACAAAUACUGUAUGGGAAUUUUGAGCAAUAUGUUAUUUCAUGUGUGAGUAUUGCAGAGUUGCUAUGGCUUCUCUGUUUUUUCAGUGUUUUUUUUCUCUAUAAAGGAGCUACCAACAACUUUAAAAAUACUCUAAAUCUUUUUUUUUCACCAAAUGUAUGUUUUUAAUAUGGUGCUAACUUCAUAAUUUAGGUCAGUAUAAUAUAUAAAAUGUGAAACAUAGUCACAAUGGUCAAGAAAAAAAAAUCUCCAACAAUAGACAAACAAAAGCCCUCCCUACACAAACCAACACCCCCCAAACCCCCAACCAAACAGGAAAAACAAAAACACACAAAAAAAUAGAAAAACAAAAACAAAAAACACAAAACAAACAAAAAACUGACAACAAAACCCAUACCACAAAAAAAACAAUAGCUUAAGAGACCUCAAAAGCAUGGACUGGCAAACACUACUGUUUAACGUUCUACCUGAAUUCUACUUGAUGAACAGAAUUCAUUAUUAAACUAAUCACAUACUUCUUUAGAAUACAGGUUUUUAUACUGGUUCUUACGUUUUUUUAGCUGAUACUGAAAAUACAUUUGUGAACGUGCUGUUUAACUCCCAAAAAUUAGAAAAUAAAAGCUAAUUUCUAAAUUAUUGGAAAGAAAAAGGUAGGUUUGCUAUCACGUAAAACUUUUUGGCCCCUGUGAAGCUGGGGCGUAUUUGUGCAGUAGCUUUAUUAAAUACACUAGUUCUUAAUAUUGUGACAGUCUGCAAUAAGAAUUAGUCUCUCAAACAUGGAUUUACAAUAUAACCCCCACCUGCUUUAUUGGAGCAGUUUCAGUUAAAUUGAGUACGUCAUUUGCUUCUUUGUCCUAAAACUGCCUAAAUGAAGAGGCAAGGGGCAGGGAGAUGUUUCUCUCCCUGAAGCAACAACAGAAAUUUCGUUUCCAGUAAGGGAAGGGAUAGUCUAUGUCUAAGGCAGGUAGUCUGUAUGUUUACCCACCUAAAAACAUGGUGUUUCUGAUACAGUUUUUUCCUUGAGUGUUUAAGUAAUUAAAUGCAAAAGGUGUGUUUUGGUAAAUUAAGUUUGAGACAUGCAAAAUCCAAGAAAUGUACAGUUAUUCUUAACCCUUUAUCUUGAACCUGUGCUGUGGUGCCUUUGGUGUGACUUUUUCCCUGGAAGGAUGACUUGAGGAUAGCAGGAUAUGGGUACAAAUUUAUAUUUCUUGAAUUUCUCUGUGUCACAAUCUUAGCAUUAUUUGAAUCUAGUUCUUUGUAUUUGUAAAUGUAUUAAAAUGGUUUGAGUUUACCAAAGAGUGACUUAUCCAAAAUUGUCUCAGACAAAAGCAAACAAAAAAAACCAUCGCGUUGAUUGUAUAGGUUCAGGUUCAAUACAUUGUAACAGACUGUUAAGGGGCAGGAAAUGAUCCGUUUUUCUAGGAGCCGUGAUUCAGCAGUGUGCAAGUCCUGCUUGCCCCAGCUCGGGCGGGGAGUGCCGUUCCCUCCGCAGGCGGGCAGCGUUCUUGCCUCCAAGCCAUAGUCCAGCUCUGCGGCCCAGCAGCGCCCCGUGCGCGGCUCUCCCGGACACCGACGUCACCCUUGGCAGCAGCGGUGCCACUGUGCCUUGUCACAUAGUGGGGUGCCAGAAUCAGCGCUGCCACAGACACGAGGUGUCAUGAUGGAGUUUGUGUCACCAGCCCACCGAGCAGGAGGCCAUUGCUUUAGCAAAUGGUGGAAACCUUGUGCAGUGUCUGUGCGGUUCUCAGCACAGAGCUGUUACACAUUUCAUUUACAAUAAAUGCAGAAGUCAAUAAAAUAUGUGAAGAAAUAUUUGACAGCAAAAUAAGUAAUGAAAUUAUACAGGCUGGUUCAUAAUUGAGUCUCUUGUUAAUCUACCUUUUUAAUUCUAGACAAAUGUGAAAACAGUGACAGUGUCCUUUCCUCUAGAUGCUUAACCCAAACUGUGAAAAUAAAGGAUUUUAUACCUUUGCUUAUGUUUCUGGUUUAAAACCAUUAUUUUAGUUUUCUUUAUCAAUUAUCUUCCAUAUUAUUUCUUUUAAACUUGUAAAUACAUUUAGAAAAUAGCUUUGUAAAUACUUACAGUGUAUUAAAAGUUCAGUUUGGUCACUAAGGCCUCAAGAUUGGCUCUGCUUUCUGAGUGUGAAAUCUUUCUGUAGCAUAAAGGAUACUGUCAGUUCACUGUCAGCAGGGUAGACUGUAGGGCUAAAUUGAAAGUUCUAAUGCAGUCUUCCCCAGCAUAGAUCCGUGUUGUAUGCUGAAGCCUUUGGUUUACUUCUAGACAAAACAAUGAGGCCUCUUAAUAUGUUAAGGCUGAAUUAUGGGAAGAAGAACAGGAAUAAAAUCAAGGGCUGGGAAAAUAUUGAAUAAGCUUUACCUUUAAAUAUAUAUAUAAUUUGAACUUUUGUAUUAGUUUACUGUGAUUCUUUUAUUGUAAUUUUUCUAAACAGGUUUCACAUGAAACCAUUGAAAGGGACUCAAAUAUGCAACACCUAAUCUAUUUUCCAAGGGAAUUUUACCCUUGAAUGGUGCUUUUUGACUGGUCAGGGUUAUUUAUUAAAUUUUAUAUUUGAAAGUAUUUGGGGAAUUAUGUAAAUCCUUUAUAUGAAUCUCUUUAUUUCAUUAAUUGUAAAUUUCAUAAUACUCAGUGAUUAAAUUGGAAGUUUAGUAAAGUCAUUCAAAAUGUUCAAACUUUAUAAUCUGUGUGCAUUUUACAUAUAUUUUAUCAAGUGCCAGAAUACUUGUAUUUAAUAUUGUAGAUUUAAUACUACUUGCACAUCCCUGUGGCAGCAUUAACUUAAGUUACGCAAGUUUACAUUAAAAAAAUAAAAAAAGCUAAACGAAUAAGUAAGCCUGGGACAUGUGUUCCUGUAUUUCUUCAGGGGAUGUGAAGCCACGUAUCACUGACUGAGCAGGUUUGCUUUUUGCUCCUGUAGUUCGCUCCUGCUAUGGCAGAUGCAGAACUGCUGACUCCCAUUCCCACAGGCUGGGGUUUCAGCCUUUGGACUCAGCCCAGGAACCUCUGGUUCUAGAUCUGGUUGGAGGUAGAGCUCUUGCACGAUUUUAACAGUGUUUGUUUCUGACUGAAAAUUUGUAUUUUUAAAUAACUUUUGUUUGUAUGGUUAUUUUUCAAGAUGAAUAAUUGAACAGUUUGAAUGACUUGACUUGGUGUCAUUAUCUUGCAAUAUAAACCAGGAACCUCACACCUCCGCACUUCAUCACCACAUGAAGUAAAUGAAGCUAGCUAAGCUGAUGCUGUAAGAAUUAGUAACUUGCCAUUAAGGAUUAUUUUACAGCAUGAACUUUAAAAUAUUUAUUCAAAUGAUAUUUUACUCUUGUAUUCACUUUGUUUUUAGAUUUGUGACAUGAAUAUUUCUGUGCUGCUUUAUUUUGUUCUGAUGAGUUUGUUUCUUGCUUGUAAAUAGCUUUUUUUAUGGUAUAAAGUCAAUCGGAAUUGCUGUUUGUAAAUUAAAAUGCUUCUAGAGCAAA